UAAAGAAAUAAUUCUCUCUCAAUAAUUAUUCUUUUUUUCAAACAAACAAACAAACGCCAUUUCUGUAACAAAAAAAAAGGAGACGUUUUCUGGUUUCCGAUGUUAGACUUGCAGCCGUCCGAUCGUCGUCCCGGAGCGCCGAGUUCUAGCGGUGGAGAUGAGCUGAUCAGAACGUAUAAGGGUUGGAAAGGCAAUAACGUGUUCUUCUUUGGAGGAAGGCUCGUGUUUGGACCAGAUGCUCGAUCUAUACUCAUCACCAUCUUCUUGAUCACAGCUCCCGUCACUAUCUUCUGUGUUUUCGUCGGCCGUAAAUUCAUCGACGACUUCCCUCACCACAGAGGAGUCUCAGUAUUAGCCGUCGCCGUUGGUCUCAACUUAUUAGCUCUAAUAUUUCUUCUUGUAACCUCGGGGAGAGACCCUGGAAUCAUACCGCGUAAUCUCUAUCCACCCGAGCCAGAGGGCUUCGAAAGUAGUGGAGAACCGCGUCUUACUCAUACUCCUACGCAGUCCCGGUUGCCUCGGACAAAAGACAUGACUGUGAAUGGCAUCACUGUGAAGAUCAAAUACUGCGACACGUGCAUGCUUUACAGACCUCCACGCGCUUCCCAUUGCUCCAUAUGCAACAACUGCGUUGAUAAAUUUGAUCACCACUGUCCUUGGCUUGGUCAAUGCAUUGGAUUGAGAAACUACAGGUUCUACUUCAUGUUUAUAUUAUGCUCGGCUCUUCUCUGCAUUUAUGUCCAUGUGUUUUGCUGGAUACACGUCAAACGCAUAAUGGAUGGUGAGAAGAUAAGCAUCUGGAAGUCGCUUAUCAAGACACCUGCCUCCAUCGCGCUGAUAAUCUACACUUUCAUCUGUGUCUGGUUCGUCGGUGGUCUUACCGGUUUCCACUUGUACCUCAUCAGCACCAAUCAAUCAACUUACGAGAACUUUAGGUAUCGGUAUGAUAGACACGAGAACCCUUUCAACAAAGGGAUAAUUGGUAACUUCAUGCAAGUGUUCUGCACGAGCGUUGCUUCAUCUAAGAACAGUUUCAGAGCAAAGGUGCCAAAGGAGCCGGUGAUCCCACCGAGGAUAGUAAACGGAGCCAUGUCAAGCCCGAGCAUGCAGAAAGUUUCACAGGACAUAGAGAUGGGGAGGAAACCGGUGUGGCACGAGACGGUAGAUGAAGAGCUCGGUGACAUCAUGGACAAGGAGAUGGGAGCAUCGGUUACAUCGAGGGAUUUGAGCAGGAUGCUUCCACCUGAAGAGACCGAAGGACGAGGGAUUAUGCAUUCGAGAGAGUCUAGCAGGGGAAGGAGAGGAGGUAGCUGGGAGUUGUCAGGCCGUGUUAACAACGAAGAUUUGAGAACCAGAGAUGAUGAGUCUUCUUCAGGGAAUGAUGCUUCCAGAGAUUUACUGGUUGAGAUAUCUGAUGCAGCAACAGUUAGAAGCAGAACCGGAACUGGUGUAGGACGGUUAUAGUCUCCGGUUUACACUAUUUAAAAAAAGGUUGAAGAAGAUCAAACAAGAUUGUGAUUCAUUCAGGUUUGUUUGUUUACCUCAUUGUAACAAGUUUGUGUAAAGUAAAUGUUUUAAUUUGAUAAAAAAAAAAGCUCUUAAAAAGACCAAA
Messenger RNA from Raphanus sativus (radish), 1612 nucleotides. Its product is annotated as probable protein S-acyltransferase 5. Lineage: Eukaryota; Viridiplantae; Streptophyta; Magnoliopsida; Brassicales; Brassicaceae. Gene Ontology annotation, molecular function: protein-cysteine S-palmitoyltransferase activity. The record is from RefSeq and is a predicted model, not a curated record. Gene Ontology annotation, cellular component: endoplasmic reticulum; Golgi apparatus. Bases 100 to 1464 code for a protein of 454 amino acids. Gene Ontology annotation, biological process: protein targeting to membrane; peptidyl-L-cysteine S-palmitoylation. The transcript is spliced from 5 exons.